GCCAGUGGAAUAAACAAAGAGCAAGAGCCAAACAUGCCCCAUCCAAAGAUGAUGAUGCCAUCGAUGCUAGCCACGACCAGUGCUCUCCUGCUGAUGCCACUGCUGCUGCAGAUGAGCUGCGUCCGUGGCCAGGGCUUCGACCUGACCAAAAUCCUUGUCGGUCGUGGCACAGAGCCCAUUUGGACGGUGAUGGUACGCCAGCUGCCGCAUGUACAGGAGAUGAUCGACUCUGGCCGCAAGGAGUGCAUUCAGCAGCUGAAUUGUCCCAAGGAUCAGCGUCCGCUGAUGAAGGUAUCCAAUCCCAGCGAGAAGGAGAAAUGCCUCAUAGAGUGUGUGCUCAAGAAGACCAAAAUUAUGGAUGACAAGAACAAGCUGAAUCUGGCCCAGGUGGAGAAGCUGACCGGUCUGGUGACCCAGGACAAUAAGAUGGCCAUCGCGUUGAGCUGCAGCCUGGCGCAGACCUGCAAUCGCGCCGUCUCGGCCAAGAAUCCCUGUGAGGCUGCCCACCAGCUCAAUCAGUGCAUUGGCCGCCAGCUGGAGCGGAACAAUGUCAAGUUGAUCUGGUAGAGAUUCUGCCCGAAUCUGCCUUGCUGCUCUCCUGUUUACCCCCGAAUGAACUCCAGGUUCUAUG
Molecule: messenger RNA, 631 nt
Organism: Drosophila obscura
Lineage: Eukaryota; Metazoa; Arthropoda; Insecta; Diptera; Drosophilidae
Gene: Obp19c
Exons: 2
Coding region: 34-567 (177 amino acids)
Biological process (GO): sensory perception of smell
Molecular function (GO): odorant binding
Source: RefSeq, a predicted model, not a curated record